Molecule: messenger RNA, 1990 nt
Organism: Carcharodon carcharias (great white shark)
Lineage: Eukaryota; Metazoa; Chordata; Chondrichthyes; Lamniformes; Lamnidae
Gene: fbxo16
Product: F-box protein 16
Exons: 9
Coding region: 186-1277 (363 amino acids)
Molecular function (GO): protein binding
Source: RefSeq, a predicted model, not a curated record
CAAAGAUGUCGCCUGUUGCUGUUUGACUGACGCAGGUGAGAAAACGACAGGCAAAUCAUGGCGUGAAGUAAGCUGCGGCUCAACAUGGCGGUAACCGAGUGAUGGAAUAGCUACGUGCCGAGAUCCCUAAAUUUGAAUGGAGUGAUUUCAUACAGGAAGAACAACUACCGACUGUUUAUUUCAAAAUGGCAUUUGCACCAUCCAAGAACAUGAAUGGAUCUAAAAUGCAAACUAAGAUGAGCACAUGGACACCCCUGAAUCACCAGCCCACCAAUGAUAAGGUCUUUGAAGAAAGAGGGGAAUUACUUGGGAAAUGGUUUGACAAGUGGACUGAUUCACAGCGUCGCAAGGUUCUUCUCAACCUGUUUGAAAGGUGUUCUGCAUCUCAGUUGAAAUUCUGUGAGCAACAUUUGCGUAGCAAAGUUCCUGCAGAAGCUCUGGAUUUCACUUGUUACCUUCCCAGAGUGCUGGCUUUGUACAUCUUUUCCUUCUUGGAUCCAAGGAGCCUUUGCCGCUGUGCACAGGUGAGCUGGCAUUGGAAGGAUUUGGCUGAAUUGGAUCAACUUUGGAUGCCAAAAUGUCUGAGACUGGGCUGGUAUAUCAGCUUCUCACCAACUCUCUAUGAACAAAGAAUCUGGAAGAGGCACUAUAUUGAGAUGGUGAAGGAACUGAAUGUCACCAAACCAAUGAUUCCGUCCAGAGAGGAGUUUAUUGUGUUGGAUGUCCAUCUGUUACCAAAGGAUCCUGCGGACCAGAAGCAGCUCAGAACAGCAGCAACUCGAUCCCUGCCUCCGAAAGUGCGGCUCGAGCUCCCUCCCUGGCGUGGCUCAGACCGACAUCCAACGGACACCGUACGCUUCAACUAUCUGGACAACUGUGACCCCAUAGGGGAAGAGAGAAAGAAGGGAGGUGGAACCACAUCAGCUCGAGAAAGAAAGAAGCAUCCGUCAACAAACUACAAAAUGAAGAAAGCAAAAUCACUGAUGUGCAUGUCUCUUGACUUCAACUUAAGUCAGAAACACCAAGUCCGCCCAGUGUGGGCAUGUCAAGAUCCAGUGGGCAACUUUGUUUCCAAGGAGGAAGUCAAGGCACUAACUCGGAGUUCUGACUGGAAUGCUGGAAUUUACCCAGCGCCGGUUCGACCUGCCAUACCAGCAAUGAGUGAGAGAGGGCAGAAAGCCUCCCUGAGGACUCAGAGGAGCACUCCUUCAUGCCCGCUCUUUGAGAGUCAGCCAUGGCAAGUUCCCAUUUCGGAGAGAGGGUCUGAUGAAGAAUGAGAGGGCAAAGCUAUCUGGAGCAGAGACGGUAAACCCAUCAACGGGCUGAGCCAGUUAGUGCAGAACAGCAAGGAGUGGCGGAACUGGAGUGGGACUACACUGAAGGAAUGGCUGGAUUGAUGUGUAAACACCACCUUUAAUCAUAAAAUGAAGUGUGACACUUUGAGUGAUUGGGUGAAAUAAAUAUAGUUCCUUCUGGUUUCAUUUUGGUGAAAGUAAGAAACAAAAACGUGUCUCAAAUCACUAAAAACGUAUUAACAUUGCUGCUAAAAGCCCAAAACAUUGAAAUAUUGUUUGUUUCUCUUGCCCUGUGCAAAAUUGAGUUUUGCACCUCAUCUGAUGUGUUAGGACAGAGUACAAAGAAAAAGAGAAGCUAACCACCCGCCCCACCCCCCCCCCCCCUACCCAAACAGGGAUGGAAAUCGGAAGCUGAAUGCAACUGCUAGUAGUGGGUUCUGUGCAGAGUAAGCUAAAGUCUGGAAUCCCUUAACUUAGGUUCACAAUUACAUCCUCCCAGCCACAGAGAUCAUGCAUUUGCACAACAUCCAAAAGGUAUAAUUGUAUUGGAUUAAAAAAAAACUGUGUUAGCUCCAUCUUCUGAUUUGUAGUGUGGUAACAUUAUGAUUAACAGACUAGAGUGGAGUAUGAUUGCUGUAAAGUUAGUUGACCAGACUUCCUAAUGUACAAUCACAAAUAAAUAGUUUAAGUCAUGA